This is a messenger RNA of Candidula unifasciata, 2372 nucleotides long. Lineage: Eukaryota; Metazoa; Mollusca; Gastropoda; Stylommatophora; Geomitridae. The record is from the annotation of a GenBank genome assembly.
CUGUCAAAGAACUACGUCGAUCAGUGGAUAGCCAGGACAGUCCAACACCUGAACAUGAAGACAAAGGCAAGAGUGAUCAGCCUAGGUCACGUACUGAUUCUAUGGAAGAACUUAGAUCUAGAGAUGCUGGUGAUACUUUUAACAGUAAAACAUCACGACCAAAAAGUCACCCAGAGUUGGACUGGCAUUUUGAGGAAGAAAUAACAAGUCUUAAAGUGCAGCCUAAAGCAAAAACAAAGAAAGCCAGUCAGAUAGCAAAAGAAUUAUCUGAUCUAGUUGUCUACACUCAUGCUGUAAAGUUCAGAGGUCUGAACAUGAGCCCAAAUACAUCUCUGAAACAAAAGAAGGUCCCCUCCAGAAGAAGCAUUCUUACAGCCAGUAUGGGUACCAGCCCUAGUACUCCAACUCUUCUCUGUAUUGACAUGUUGCCAGAUAAACCAGAUGCAAGUCUACAGGUGCUGACCCCUAGAAUUAAACGGUGUGAUGUUCCUUCCUGCUACCUGGUAUCAUCGCUCAAUGAGAACAAGGCAAAGCAGCUCUGUCGACGAAGUCCAUUAGCAACAGUUCUCACCCAUACUGAACGCCAGUUGAUGAGAACCUAUCCAGCAGGAAUGAGAAUAGAUUCCUCCAAUUUCAAUCCAGUCAUUUUUUGGGCAUUUGGAAUCCAGAUGGUGGCCCUGAACUACCAAACAGAAGAUGUGGCGAUGUCACUCAAUACAGCCAUGUUUGAACAGAAUGCACGAAGUGGUUAUGUUCUCAAACCAUCUGUAAUGUGGGAUAAAACUCACGUCAUGUUCAACCGGUUCAACCCAUGGGACAAAGAGUUUGAUGGAUUGCAUACUACUAUUCUGACCUUGCAGGUGAUAUCUGGCCAGUAUGUGUGUCAGAACUACUCAACAAAUGUGCAGGUGGAAGUCGAAGUCAUUGGCAUCCCAGUGGAUUGUGCAAAACAAAAGACAAAAGUGGUUCCUAAGAAUGCACUGAAUCCUAUCUGGAAUGACAUCUUUACAUUCCAAAUUUUGUUCGCAGACCUUGCAUUUAUCCGUUUUGUAGUGAUUGAUGCAAGCACUAGUCAUAUGGUCACACAACGUGUCAUACCUUUGAAGUGUCUUCGGCCAGGUUACCGACAUGUACGGUUGAGAAACAGCUCUGGUCAACCUCAAGAAUUGUCCACCUUGUUUGUGUAUAGCAAGCAUGAAGAAGAGCUACUGGAGACACGCAAUGGUUCUGAUGUAGGUCUGUCAGUCACCUCCACAAAGCGAAUGUCCAUCUUCUCUAAAGUGAAAGAGCUCUCUGAAACAAGCAAGCAAGACUCUAAAGAUGUCUUGAUCUCUGCGGGUACAAAACUGAAACGACGCAUGUUCUUUAUCAGUGUUUUUGGAGUUACUGCUCCUGACGAGUAUAUAAUACUGAAGGUUACACAAGAUUCAACAGUUGCUGAUACAAUAGCUCAAGCUCUAACUAAAGUGGGUCGGCUGGAUGAUAAAGUUGCGGAUUAUGUCCUAGUAGAAGAUGUUCAAAGUGGCUGGGAAAAAAAGGAUCAAGAGAAAGCUAGCUGUCAGAGAAUUCUUGAUGUUGGGGAGAAAGUUCUCGCUGCGCAGAACAAGUGGAAGGGAGCCGGAAAGUUUAUCCUUCGCAGACUCAGUGAUGAUCCCAGUAGUCGAGCAUGGAUGACCACAAUGAUGAAGGAACAGAAGAGACAAAUACUGGAAGAGACAAGCCCAACAGAUUGGGAAGGAGAAGAACACAUGUUUCUUGUUUGUGUCUUCAACGUUUCCCCAGAUCAACCAUAUACAAUUUUCAAGGCACCAGUAUCCAGCACAGCCCAGGACAUCAUAACUCAGGCUAUGAAGAAAGCUCAUCGUGCUAACACAGAAGAUCCCAGAGAUUUUGUUUUGUUAGAGGAAAUCAUGAGCCAGAAUGAAUCUCAGCAACGCACAUCAAAAAGUGCUGCCCUAGACAAGGGAGACAAUUCUCGGUUGCUUGCAGAUGAUGAAAAUGUUUACCAGGCUCAGAAUGACUGGAAAACAGCCGGAAGAUUUGUUCUCAUGAGCAAAGCUGAAGUCAGCUUAGAGGAGGAGGAAAAGAAACGUUUCUUGAAAGGAUCAGUUUCCAAAGGCAGCAACUUUUCAAAAAGGUUUGGAUCCAAGAGGCUUUCUCGACAUACAAAUCAAGGGGAGAAACUCCUAUCUUAUCCUCAGCCAGAAACCUUUCAUCGAUCCAUCAGUUUUCCAUCUCAGGUCAACAAUACAGCACUCGUGGCCAAAGCCACAGCUCCUUCACCAACUCUCUCUCCAACACCACCAGAGAGAGCGGGACCUUUCAAAAUCUCAAAUAAAAUUUCAAAACUAAGCUUCAAGCUCAACAAAUGA